UACGCGAAACCACCAGCGGCGCGGCGCGGCGCAGGGCGCUCCUCUCCCGGCCUCCGUAGUUUAAAAAAAAAAAAAGAAAAAAGAAAAAAAAAAACGGUUACCCAGCAACGAGAUAAAACACUGGAACCAUCCGCACCAGCUUGAAGAGAAAGAAGAGGUACCAUAUAGGCAAUUCUUUCCGAGGAGAUGUCGAUUCCUUUCUCCAACACCCACUACCGAAUUCCACAAGGAUUUGGAAAUCUUCUUGAAGGGCUGACACGGGAGAUUCUGAGGGAGCAACCGGACAAUAUACCAGCUUUUGCCGCAGCGUAUUUUGAGAACCUUCUAGAGAAAAGAGAGAAAACCAGCUUUGAUCCAGCAGAAUGGGGGGCUAAGGUAGAGGACCGCUUCUAUAACAACCACGCAUUCAAGGAACAAGAACAAGUUGAGAAAUGUGAACAAGAAAUAGCUAAGUCAUCUGGAAGAGAAGAAACACCAGUUACUCCCUUCGAGGAAUCUACUGAGGAAGAAAGAGAACAGGAGGAGGCGGCUGCUCUCAAAAUCCAGUCCCUCUUCCGGGGACACGUGGCUAGAGAAGAGGUAAAGAAGAUGAAGUCAGAUAAGAAUGAAAAUCUGAAAGAAGAGGCAGACAAUUGAGACCACAGGUUUUACCCCCCGAAACAUGAAAAGUAAUCCAAAUCCAUC
Molecule: messenger RNA, 684 nt
Organism: Mus caroli (Ryukyu mouse)
Lineage: Eukaryota; Metazoa; Chordata; Mammalia; Rodentia; Muridae
Gene: Spa17
Product: sperm autoantigenic protein 17
Biological process (GO): binding of sperm to zona pellucida
Cellular component (GO): membrane
Molecular function (GO): calmodulin binding
Source: RefSeq, a predicted model, not a curated record